AUGAAAGGACAACAACAGAAGCAACAAGAGAUACAACAGCAGCCACAGUUUGAUUACAAUGUACUGACACAGUAUCAGGUACCAAAGGAUGGUGAUGGAUACAGUUGGUCAUUCUCACUGGAUCAGUUUGAUGAGACUGCAAUGGUGGCAGCCGGCAACAAUGUACAGAAUAAUCCACAAGAGUUCUUUAAUCGCUUCGGCUUUGUAGUUGUACGCGAUGUGCUCACAGGAGACGACUGUGAUCGCACCGUAUCAGAGAUAUUUGAUAUAAUCGAGAGCAAGUCUCCGAGAUUCAAGCGCAACGACCGGUCGACUUGGGACCACUUCCCAACUGAAGAGUCGAUCAUGCAGUAUGGCAGCCCGUCGCGACCACCCAUCUUCACUAGGCAGUUCCUGAUGAACCGCCAGAACCCCCGCGUAUACCGAGUGUUUGCCGAGCUGCUGAAGAACCCAGACCUGAUGGUCAACAAUGACCGUUGCUGCUUCUUCCGUCCCACAGUCAACACACCGGGUGUCGCGCUGGGCAAGCCCGAGUGGUCAACCAAGAGCAAUGUGCAUUUGGACAUGAAUCCAUUCAACUGGAUGGGCGACGGUUCGAUGUGUCGCCAGGAGCUGGAUCGACUGCGAUACGACCGACUUGGCGAGUUUAUACAGGAGAACAACCAGCCAAGUCAGCAUGACGGCCGUCAACUGCAAGCCGUGCUGAAUCUGCUCGAGAACCACGAGGAGGAUGGUGGCUACGUUGUCGUGCCAGGCUUCAUGAAUCACUUUGUCGACUACUUCAACACAAAGAAGCCAGAGUAUAGCCAGCCGUCGUGGAACUGGCAGACAAAGGACCCAUUGUUCAAGUUUGCCAAGCGCAUCUCCAUGCGCAAGGGAUCAAUGGUGAUCUGGGACCAGCGCAUGCCUCAUGGAUCUUUCAACAACACCUCGUCCAACCCUCGCAUGGCCCAAUUCAUCAAGAUCUAUCCGACAUCCACCGUGUCCAAUGACAGAUACAAGAGUAGAGCUGCAGUCGUGUCCAACAUCCUGGCGUCAUUCAGUGACCCAUUCCCACUGACCAAGUUAGGUGCUGGCCUGUUUGGAGUCAAAGAGCGAGGACUUCCAACUGUUGAUUGA
Acytostelium subglobosum LB1 is the source of this 1119-nucleotide messenger RNA. RefSeq lists its product as hypothetical. The record is from RefSeq and is a predicted model, not a curated record. The coding region runs from base 1 to 1119 and encodes 372 amino acids. Lineage: Eukaryota; Evosea; Eumycetozoa; Acytosteliales; Acytosteliaceae. The transcript has a single exon.